CCCCAUAUGGCCACGCCUUCUGGACCCACAGUGUGUUUGUGACGAGCAUGUGCUUCCGUGGACCCAGCCCCACUCUGUUCAGAUUUCAGCAGUUUGCUCCUGAUGUCCUUUUCCUGCCCCGGGACCCCAUCCAGGACCCCACCUGGCAUUUGGUCCUCACGUCUCCUUAGGCCAACCCCGGGAGCGGACGUGUGGUUCCUGAACCUCGGCGCUCAGGACAGCUCGGCCUCGUGCACAGCUCUCUGGACAACGGGGCCCAGAGCUGAUGGCAGACAAUGUCAACCACUAACAACAUAGCCCAGGCCCGGAAGCUGGUGGAGCAGCUCCGCAUCGAAGCUGGCAUCGAGCGCAUCAAGGUGUCCAAAGCCUCGUCGGAACUCAUGAGCUACUGCGAGCAGCACGCCCGGAACGACCCCCUGCUGGUGGGAGUCCCCGCCUCCGAGAACCCCUUUAAGGACAAGAAGCCUUGUAUUAUUCUGUAGCCGUGUUUUCUGUGCGUCCCUCCCUCUGUCUCCCUCAGCUAGGGCACCACUCACUACGCAGUCAAGCAAAACAUCUCAAGUCCCAAACGUCCAGUUCCCAAAGAAAGGUGAACAGCCGCCACCAUGGAUGGGGAAAAAUGUGUCCUCCGGGUUUAGGUGGAUUUUCGAGCCCAACAGCAGCAUCCCCUCCGGGCCCGGCUGGAAGACGCUGGGGGCGCCGCACCGCUUCCCAUCAGGAAUGGCAGAAAUGCCCAAGUGAUGCGCUCACGGCUUCCGGAAGCUCUCGGCUGCCGUCGGGGUAGCGGGCCAGAGCCGGCCGGGCCGGGCCAAGGGAAGGCGGCGGGGGACGUGGCCGCUGCCCCGGGCGCCCGGGCGGGUGGCGAGCCUCGCACCGUUGGCCGUCUGGGAAGACUGGGGCCGGGCCCAUGCUGCCGUGCGUUUACUGUUUCUUCUCUCCUGAGCCGACUAGAACUGGGGGGUGCGGGGAGGGCCCAGCGGACCCUUUCGGAAACAUGUCUCCUCCUCGCUUAAGCCACCGUUACUCCACACGGCGGAGCCCAGAGCUCCGUGGCUGAGCGCACAGCUGCGCGUCCUGUGGAAUGCGCCCGCGGCUGGGAGGGGCCGGGAGGGGCCUCUGCCUGGGCAGCGCGGCCCGCGUGGCCACGUGUCGCCCUGCGGCGUGGCCCCUGCCCUUCCCCGGGAGCCCACCCCUGACGGAGGCGGGUUCCCAGCAGCCUGCCCUGCCCGCGGACACGGCCAGCUGGGUGCCGGCCUGGCGGGAGCGCGAGCGGCCGUGUGGGUGGUUCGGCGCUGUGGUCACACUGAGCUCUUCUGGGCGGUUGUGUGGCGUCUUGUUUUCCACUUUUGCGCGUCGCCGUGGCCGUUUUGCAAGCAGGAGUGCGGCCUGCCGAGGCCCCGGCCUCGCGGGUCAGAAGGCGUCAAGUUCCCGGAAGCAGCUGCGGGGCCCCCGCGGUGAGAGGCCUAAC
Molecule: messenger RNA, 1468 nt
Organism: Mirounga angustirostris (Northern elephant seal)
Lineage: Eukaryota; Metazoa; Chordata; Mammalia; Carnivora; Phocidae
Gene: GNG7
Product: G protein subunit gamma 7
Exons: 4
Coding region: 276-482 (68 amino acids)
Biological process (GO): G protein-coupled receptor signaling pathway
Cellular component (GO): heterotrimeric G-protein complex
Molecular function (GO): G-protein beta-subunit binding
Source: RefSeq, a predicted model, not a curated record